CCGUCAGCAAAAACCCUCGAGAAAUCCCAAAAGCCCUAAAAAAAGCCUAAAACCCCAACGCUCAAAUCUCCGCCACACUGCGAGUAGUGAAGGCUCUGAAGCCAAACAUCCAUCUCUCUCUCUCUCUCUGUUUCUUCUUCUUCCUCCUCUGCAUUUCAAUGGCUGCGGUCGCUCUCAGAAACCCUAGCUCCAAGCGCAUCCUCCCCUACUCCUCGCAAUUCUACUUGUGCAGCCGAGGAUCGAUCGCCGCCGCCGGUUCUCCAAUCUCCGACUCCACCUUCGGAAAUGACCGAUCUUGUAGCCCUUGUCCUUGGUGGCGAUCCAUGGCCACCUUCACACGCACAAAACCUCAUGUGAAUGUUGGAACAAUUGGACACGUCGAUCAUGGAAAAACAACGCUGACUGCAGCAAUUACAAAGGUACUGGCAGAAGAAGGGAAAGCUAAGGCCGUGGCCUUUGAUGAAAUUGAUAAGGCCCCUGAGGAGAAAAAGAGAGGAAUUACAAUUGCGACGGCUCAUGUAGAAUACGAGACUGUUAAGCGCCAUUACGCACAUGUGGACUGCCCAGGACAUGCAGAUUAUGUCAAAAACAUGAUUACUGGAGCUGCCCAAAUGGAUGGAGGUAUUCUGGUCGUCUCUGCUCCUGAUGGGCCUAUGCCACAAACAAAGGAACACAUUCUGCUCGCCCGCCAAGUUGGUGUGCCAUCACUUGUAUGUUUUCUCAAUAAAGUUGAUGCUGUUGAUGAUCCAGAGUUGAUAGAGCUGGUUGAAAUGGAGCUCCGUGAGCUUCUUAGCUUCUACAAGUUCCCUGGGGAUGAAAUCCCUAUCGUCCGGGGUUCGGCUCUAUCGGCUUUACAAGGCACAAAUGAUGAGAUUGGCAAAAAAGCAAUCUUAAAAUUAAUGGAAUCUGUGGAUGAGUACAUUCCUGACCCUGUACGCCAGCUUGACAAACCCUUCCUGAUGCCAAUUGAAGAUGUUUUCUCAAUUCAAGGUCGUGGAACUGUUGCCACUGGCCGUGUUGAACAAGGGACCAUUAAAGUUGGUGAGGAAGUUGAGAUUCUGGGGUUACAUCAGGGUGCUCCUUUGAAAACAGUGGUGACCGGUGUUGAGAUGUUCAAGAAAAUCUUGGAUCAUGGGCAAGCUGGUGAUAAUGUCGGUCUUCUUCUUAGAGGUCUAAAGAGGGAAGAUAUCCAACGAGGACAGGUAAUUGCUAAGCCAGGAACCGUGAAGACACACAAGAGGUUUGAAGCAGAGAUAUACGUCCUCACAAAGGAUGAAGGUGGACGCCACACAGCCUUUUUCUCAAACUACAGGCCUCAGUUUUAUAUGAGGACAGCAGAUAUCACUGGAAAGGUAGAAUUGCCCGAAAAUGUUAAGAUGGUUAUGCCAGGAGACAACGUGACUGCAGUUUUUGAGCUGAUUCAGCCGGUUCCUCUUGAACAAGGACAAAGAUUUGCCUUGAGGGAGGGAGGAAGAACAGUUGGUGCAGGAGUUGUUUCCAAAGUACUUUGAGAAUGAAGGUUUCCCGGUCCUGGAUCCUUUGAUCACUUUCUGUAUGCACAUUCAUGGAAAACGGCGCGGGGAAACAAAGAACACUUCACUUAGAGAAGCAUGACAUGUCAUAAUUGCUUACACAAUCCGCAUUUUAUGCGUUUGUUCUAGGUUUUGUCGAUGAGAUUGUUCGGUGUUAGAGUGAACAGAGUCAAUUGAGUAAAUUCGGCACCUUUGCGUCCCAUUAGUUUCUCUGUUCCCAAGGCUGGCAAUAAUUUUAACAUGGUUAGUUUGUUCAAGCA
Messenger RNA from Pyrus x bretschneideri (Chinese white pear), 1792 nucleotides. RefSeq names its product elongation factor Tu, mitochondrial-like. NCBI's taxonomy places the organism in Eukaryota, Viridiplantae, Streptophyta, Magnoliopsida, Rosales, Rosaceae. The transcript is spliced from 12 exons. Gene Ontology annotation, molecular function: translation elongation factor activity; GTP binding; GTPase activity. Gene Ontology annotation, cellular component: mitochondrion. The record is from RefSeq and is a predicted model, not a curated record. Bases 159 to 1511 code for a protein of 450 amino acids. Gene Ontology annotation, biological process: mitochondrial translational elongation.